AUGCGGUGCGCGAGCAAGGCCGCUGAGAGCGCUUAUGCACGUCACUGUGCAGACGCCGAAGCAGAAACCGCUGCAACUGAUGUGUCAUCGGUUGCUGAAGCGACUCAGCCUGUAUCACCUGGUGAUGCAGGCGCUUGUCAUGAAGACACUCAUGUCUUCACAGAGUAUGAGCUCGGUGUCUCAUACUCUCCUGAUACGGAAGAGGGAUCCGUAUCGACGGCGAUCGAGACCAAGCCGCCUGCCAAGCGUGGCAUGGCUGGUGCUACGCAUCGUAGCAUCUUUGUUUCAUCCGACGAAUCAGAUGAACCAUCGCCGAAGCGAAGGCGCUCGAGGUCGCAAAACUCGGGCGCUCACAUUGGUGUCGGUUCUCCUAUGGACACCACUUCGCAACGAGGUGCCAGUACUUCUGUCGGCACAUCGCAGGAAGAGCGGGACCGCAAUGUGUUGCGUCUCGCUCCUGAGAAGAAAGCAUGGAUGCCUCCCAAAUCCGUCAUGGAUCGCUUUUCGGCGACGACGAGUGAUCGUUAUCGAACACGAUUGUUCGAUUCGUCAAGGAUCCAUCACCUUGACCCCAGUGCGAAAGACUAUCACACUGACAAUGAAUUCUUCAUCGAUGCUUUCUUUAAACAUCGAUGGUAA
Molecule: messenger RNA, 639 nt
Organism: Peronospora matthiolae
Lineage: Eukaryota; Oomycota; Peronosporomycetes; Peronosporales; Peronosporaceae
Source: the annotation of a GenBank genome assembly